This is a messenger RNA of Suillus bovinus, 198 nucleotides long. RefSeq lists its product as uncharacterized. The record is from RefSeq and is a predicted model, not a curated record. The annotation marks the transcript as partial. The transcript is spliced from 2 exons. NCBI's taxonomy places the organism in Eukaryota, Fungi, Basidiomycota, Agaricomycetes, Boletales, Suillaceae.
CCUUCAAUCCGCUCAGCUGUUCAGCUGGCAAAGGUAACACUUAACCGGUACUAUCAACUUACAGAUCAAUCUGAAGUCUAUCGCAUUGCCAUGGUACUACACCCGCGUCACAAGCUCGUAUAUUUCAGGAACGCUCUAUGGGAGGACGAUUGGAUCACGACAGCUGAAAAGCUUGUCCAUGACCAAUUUACUCUUUAU